Messenger RNA from Arabidopsis thaliana (thale cress), 1705 nucleotides. Its product is annotated as TRAM, LAG1 and CLN8 (TLC) lipid-sensing domain containing protein. The coding region runs from base 427 to 1263 and encodes 278 amino acids. Gene Ontology annotation, cellular component: membrane. The record is from RefSeq and is marked reviewed. NCBI's taxonomy places the organism in Eukaryota, Viridiplantae, Streptophyta, Magnoliopsida, Brassicales, Brassicaceae. The transcript has 9 exons.
UUUUUUUUUGUGUUCCCAGAGAUCGAGUGUUUUGUGUUUCUUCUCUCUAUCGUUCACAUUUGAUUAAAGCUAAAGCUUUCUUCUUCUUCAAUUGAUGCUACUUCUGAUUUACCCUUUCUCUGCUUUUUUCUCUCACUCUCUCAGUUUUCUCCUCCUUGAUUCCUAAAGUCUUCUCCUUUGCGUGCAUUUCUUCAAUUUUCAGAUUCUUCCUAAGGUACCCUUCUCAAAAUUCUUCCUUGUUUUGCGAUUCUUCAUCGGUUCAAUGGAUCCUCUUUGACUUCGAUUUUGAAUCCGAGCUUCGUUAUCCCUCGAUUGCUAAUUUCACUCUUUUGUUUAGGAUUCUUUCCCCAAUCUAGGUGGUAGAAUGAUGAAAUGAGAAUCGAUAGAUAAGAGUUUAAAGAGCACCAGAAUCUUUGUUAUCUUGCAAUGUCGACGACGUCUUUGCAAACGAUUGGUGCUAUUAAGUCUUAUCAUCAUCAAGCUCAGCAUUUGGUUAAGAAUUAUCUCUUAGCUGAUCCUUUUAUUCCUUACACUUCUGUCCUCACCGGCAUUUUCCUUUGCAAAGUGGUUUAUGAUCUUUGUCAUUUUAUCAGCAACUCACAUUCUAAGACUUAUAUCAUCCUCACGAAAAUUCAAAGAAUCGAAUGGAAUAACCGUGGUAUCUCGACAGUUCAUGCUAUUUUUAUUUCGGCUAUGUCGCUGUACUUUGUGUUCUGGUCCGACCUCUUUUCCGAUAGGUGGCAUAAUGAUCUUGUUGUUUUCCGGAGCUCACGACUUUCUUCUCUUGGUUUAGGGAUAUCUAUUGGUUACUUCCUUGCUGAUCUUGGGAUGAUCUUCUGGAAAUAUCCUUCUUUGGGUGGAAUUGAGUAUAUUGUGCAUCACUCGCUAUCGGGGGUUGCAGUUGCCUACUCUUUAUUUUCCGGGGAAGGACAGUUAUAUACCUACAUGGUCCUCAUCUCCGAGAUUACAACCCCAGAGAUCAACUUGAGAUGGUACCUGGACACGGCUGGUAUGAAAAAAUCAUUGGCAUACGUUGUUAAUGGCGUUUUCAUCUUCUUGGCUUGGCUGGUUGCUAGAAUUCUACUGUUCAUAUACAUGUUUUAUCAUGUUUAUCUCCACUACAACCAGGUCAUGAGGAUGCACAUCUUUGGUUACGUUCUGGUAUUCGGCGUACCAGCUGCGCUCGGUGUCAUGAACUUGAUAUGGUUCGGGAAGAUUGUGAGAGGGGUAAAGAAAACAUUAGCAAAGAGAUGUGAAUGUUGAGAUUGGUGAGUCUUCCUCACACCGUUUCUUCACUUCAUCAUCUCCUUACUUCUUCGUCCCUCUGACAUAUGCCUGUCUCUCUAGUGUAAGUAGUUUUUGUCUGAUGAAGAAAGAAAAACGAAAAAACAAAAAUGAUAAUGAUACGAUCCUCUGACUCUGUAAAUGAUCAAAAUUCAAGUCUCUUCUUUACGUUUUCUCAUUAUACAAUGUAAUUCUGUUUUCAUUCUAAUAGUUUUGGUUCUAGGGUUUUGAUUCAAUUUCUGCUACAUUUCGUUUAACCGGAGUUCGAUACAGUACUACCAAAAUGAUGAACAACUGUUUGGUGUUCAAGUUCUAUGGAAGAGAAAACAUUUGGUCACCGGUUUACUAUUUUUUUGUUCAAUAUUCUCAGUAACAACAACAUAACUAUUGCACAUACAUCAACAUAGGGAUUGUAAUUAAA